AAUGAUAACGUCUCUGUCUAAUCUGUGAGCUGUGUUUGUUUUGGUUGAAUGAAAAAAAAGAUGCUUAAAUGCAGAAGAAUUUUUUAGUAAUCGAAAAAAGAAAAACAAAUUACGAAUAGUGUUUGUUAAGCGCGUUUAAUUACAGUAAUAAAAUAUGUAAUGUGUUGAACAAUUUGUGUAUAAAAUAUUUGAAAAAUUAAAAAAAAUAUAAACUGAAAAUGGCCAGCACUUUGAGUGAAAAAAUUGAAUCUAAAAAUGAUAUGACACAUACGAAUAGCUGCUGCAGCAAUGUAGCUGAAAAACAAUGUAAUCACUUAAAAUAUUUUAAAGAAUUUUUACGUGAUUUGACGAAAGAUGCUGUGACUAAUGAAGGAGGCAGCGGUGAUUUAGUAGGUAGAGAAGGUGUAAAUGUAUCAUGUAAUGGUGGUGGUAGUGGCGGUGUUGAAUUACGUCCCUUUAUAUUGACGCGUUCUAAUAAUGAAAGUUAUGCAGUGGCUAAAGAUGAAUUGUCCGCCGAAAUAAUCAUGUGUAUAUGGCAAUGGCUCGUUGAGAAAAAAUGUCCGGAACACUUUCAAGUGGGUGUUGCACGUUUGGCCGAGGAGGAAAUUAAUAAAGAACUAAAAAACAAAAAGCUCCAAGAAGAUUUAAAAGCUUCUGGUGGCAAACAAGUCGAAGACACCUCUGAUCAAACAUUACUUGAUUUGCUAAAGCUACAAAAAUAUAUACAACAGCAGUUAGAUAAGAUUCUUCUGAGAUUGUGUGACAAUUCUAAAGAAGAAAAUUUAAAGAAUUAUGCUGAUUGUAGUCGAGAAACGUUAUACAAUUGCAGUGAGUCCGCUACAAACCGCCACACACCAUAUGUAGAAGCACAUGUCAAAAAUAAACCCCGCAAAAUGGAGGAUCGUCAUAUCUGUUUGCCACAAUUUAGUAAUAUAUAUCAACUUGAAAAAUCCCUUAGUUUCUAUGGCGUUUUUGAUGGUCACUCUGGCUCUCUAGCUGCCACAUAUGCUAUUAACCAAAUUCCCUACCGGGUCGCUCAACAAUUGAAUUCCCUACCCAAUUCAUCUACUCCCGAUAGCGAUUGCUAUAGAGAUGCGUUGGAAACUAGUUUUCUGCAAGCUGAUCAUAAUUUCUGCCAGAAACAAUUGAGUAGUGGCACAACAGCAGUUUGUGCCCUGCUAUUAAAGGAUGGCCUUGAAAAUUUCAAACAUUUAUACGUUGCUUGGGUGGGUGAUUCAAGAUGUCUUUUAGUUUCACCGACAGUGCACUUACAAUUGGUAAAACCACACAAACCGGACUCGGCAGAUGAAAAGAAACGCAUAGAAUCAACUGAAACUGGUGGUUCGGUAAUAUUUGUACAGGGUCAAUGGCGCGUUAAUGGUAUCAUCAAUGUAUCACGUUCUAUUGGCGACUAUACCGUUAAGGCCGUUAUAGCCGAACCUGAUAUUGUAGAUGUACCACUACAACCUUCGCAUGAUUUUUUGCUAUUAGGCUCAGAUGGUCUUUGGGAUCAUGUAAGUGAAAAGGAAAUUGUCGAUUGUGUAUAUAAGUCCCUAGCGGACGAUGAGCAAUGUUUGGAAGAUAUACCCAAACAUUUGAUUGAAUUAGCCAAAAAAGGUGAUUCACAAGACAAUAUCACUGUUGUUUUAGUUUUGCUCAAAGAUCGUCAACAAAUUAAAGAACACUUUACAAAAAGUUCAAAUAAAUCUUCGUAAUAGCUACCUAUGAAUAUCGAACAAUCUUUUUUUUAAUGUAAUACUUUAAAAAUAUACAACAUUUAAAAUUCGUAAUAAUUACGAAAGAUGUAGAGUACCACCAUUUUGGCAAAAUAACUUAUUUUGAAAGUUGCAAUGUAUAACUUAUAGUCAGUACUUCUCAUUAAUUCCAUUAAAUGGUUGGACACUUGUUUGUCCUUUGUAAUGUCAAUUCAAUUUGUGCUAUUACGCAUUCUUCUCUAUCCAAUGUAGAAAUUACAACCGAUAAAGGUGACCCUAAAUACAGAUUAAAAAUUUCUUUUUUUUUUAAGAAAUCUUCCGAUUUUCUAAAUACAACAUAUGUUUAGAAAAUGAUUUCGGUAUUUGUCCAAAUAAGAAGUUUUGCCAAAACAUCUACCUAUAAUUCCUUCUCCGCUAUAACCUAAUAUUACGUUUUAGAACAAAUAAAAUAUGUUAAUAACUGAAAGAAAUUAACCAAAAUAUUGGAUCAAACGAAAUUUGUUUAACAAUAAAAACGCAAGUAUACAAAAUUAAUUUAGCUUCAAAAUACUGUGCCUACAAAUAAAAUAAAUAAUUGUGCAAGAAUAUUAUUAAUAUUAUAUGUAUUUGUGUAUUAUUAACACAAUAAUUAGUUUUUCUAUAAAAGUUUGCGUCAUAGUUUAUUUACUACAAAGAAAUAUUUGUUGUUCAAAUACUAUUUCAAUACUAUAUUUGAUCUAGUUAUUUGAUGUAACUACUAACCACAAAACCCUUAAGUUCAAUUUUAUUUUUUUUUUAUAAUAAAAUUUAUAUAGAAUUUAAAAUGUUUCGUAAAAUUGUACAUAAACUAAAAAACUGUAUGUUUUAAUUGAAAAAAUGUCAACGAAAAGUAAAGAGUUAUUUAUAGUAAUUGUAUGUACCGAGUACUUUAAAGUACUUACAACAUAAUUAAUGUUCAAAUAGAUUUGUUUUUUUUAAUAUUAUUUUAAAUGUUUGAUUAAUAGUAAGAUUUUAUAAAUUAUAGCAAACCUCUAUUGUAUUAUUGUUAAUGAUUUUAAUUAGUUACAAAAUAUAUUGCUUAAAAACAUACAUAAUAACAAUAUUUAGUAAAAACAUAUAGCAUGUUGAAAUAUUCAACAAUCGCUGGGUACUAGAAACUUGGUAAAAUAAUAAAAAGAAGUUAGUUUUAGUUGUGCCAUUUGUGUACCCAGCAAUAAAUUAACAACCUUCAUUCAUCCCUCCGUAUUCUCCAAUAGAAUAAUAAUAAAUACUACUCUAUAUAUAUAAUAAACCAAUAUGCACCUUAAUUAUACACUAAACAACUUUUUUUGUACCAAACACAAAUAUUUAUUUAUAUACUACCAUAUAACUCUUAAUACAUAUUUAUGUACGUAAUUCCAAUAACAAUAAAAUAUAAACAAUACA
This is a messenger RNA of Lucilia sericata (common green bottle fly), 3119 nucleotides long. Its product is annotated as probable protein phosphatase 2C 10. The record is from RefSeq and is a predicted model, not a curated record. Gene Ontology annotation, molecular function: protein serine/threonine phosphatase activity. Gene Ontology annotation, biological process: protein dephosphorylation; negative regulation of protein kinase activity. Lineage: Eukaryota; Metazoa; Arthropoda; Insecta; Diptera; Calliphoridae. The transcript has a single exon. The coding region runs from base 219 to 1715 and encodes 498 amino acids.